AUUGACGUUGGCGCGAACUUGCUGUUUUAUGGCCCUGAAAUCAAGUACAUACUUGCUCGAGCUCGAAGCAGUGCGUUGAGAAGAGAGCGACGAAGUGAGGGAACGUUGUAGAUGCGCGCGCCGCGUAUAAACAUGACCGUAGCGCGUAUGUUAUUGUUUUCAUGCGGCGUGAGGCAGUAUUUUCGCGCGCUCGUAUUGCAUUGCAGUUUGCAGUAUACCCAUGCGAUCGUACCGUGCCUGUUUCGACCUGUUGCAACGAAAACCGUCGUAACUGUAUGGUAAUUGAUAAUAGUUGUGAUGUACUCGAUUCGUUGCUCGUAUGAAAUUGGAGGAUUUUGCGUUAUAUUCAAUGACUAGUGGUGUGCCGUGAAAAAUUCAACAUUUCAGAAAAUAUUUACAAUUACAUGAGAAAAUGUGUCGCGCUCGAUGAGUUAAAAUAUUACCGGAUUCGAAACGAGUACAUCGUUAAAUAAGUGGAAAACGUCAGUGCGCGUGCUAUUCUCAAGGUAUUUUUCCUGAUAAUGAAAAUGGAACCGAUAAAACCGUCGGUCUUUUAUGGCGAAGAUAGAGCCGAAUACUCGAAACUGAGGAUGGAAAAAACUUUAAAAAACGCAGAGCGUUACAAAUAUUUAUUGUUCAACCGAAUGCCUCAAAAACUCAUGGGACCUACUCAAUUUUGGCAACAAUUUCCACGUCAAGCCGAAGCUCUCGAAACUGCUGAAAAACAGUCCGAAAUAGAAACUGUUUGUACAUUCGUUUAUCAGAAAGAGAGCGGUUAUCGGGAAUUUAUUGUCGCACAUCCCGAAGUCUUUUGGUUUUAUACUUCACGAAUGUCCAAUGAAAGUAGAUGUUUUUACGAGGUAAUACCAGAAGGAGCUCCUUGCUGGUUGUACUUUGAUCUUGAAUUCAAACUGGAACUGAAUCCAGGCAGCGACGGUCCACGCAUGACAGAUACCGUGAUAAAAAUUUUCUGUUCCUACAUAGAAAAAUAUUGGGGUUUGUCGUGGGAUGAGAAAAAUGUGGUGAAUUUGGAUUCUACUACAAGAUCAAAAUUCAGCAGGCAUCUGAUAUUUUGUAGGAAGGAUGUAGCAUUUUGUAAUAAUAUACAGAUCGGCAGUUUUGUGAAGGGUGUUUGCAAAGAGGUAGAAGAAUAUUUGGAAAACAGCUCUGUACUUCAUGAUGUACUGAGUCAUUACGACAGAAAAGAACUGGAACAACUUUUUGUCGAGACGGAUAAGGGAAAAAAAAUAUUCAUUGACACUUUGGUUUACUCGCGUAAUCGACAUUUCCGUAUUUACAAAUCUACAAAGUGGGGUAAACUUUCAAAUCUUCUAGUUGCUCCAGAAUCGAAACACGUCCCAUUGCAAGACCGCAAUGACAAACAACUUGCCAUCUUUCUCGACUCACUGAUAUCCUUUUUUCCUGACAAAAAAAAUCUCUCAAUUCUUGAAAUCAAAGAUAUCGAUUCUAUUGGAUCACAAGCUUAUUCGGGGUCUUCUAGUCGAGUGAAUUUUUCUAACACUCAAUACUCUGCUUCCUUGUAUCCCGAACUUGACAAAUUCAUUUUGUCUCUUGUCAAACCUGGCAAAAUUCGCUUGUCCAAGUACUACGAACAACGAAGAAUCAUCGUUUAUGAAAUUCUCGGAAAUAGGUAUUGCGCCAACAUCGGUAGAGAGCACAAAAGUAACAACGUUUUCUGGACAGUCGAUUUGCGUACAAAAAAAGUUUAUCAAAGAUGUCAUGACGAGGAUUGUGCUGAUUUUGUAUCAGCUCCGAAAGACAUACCUCUUGAAGUUUCUUUUCACAUUGACGAUGAGGAAGAUGAAUUAUUUUUGGAUAUCGCAGCAAAAGAGGAUAAUCAAUGCGAUAUAUCACAAUUUUGAUCACAAAAGUCUUUCGACAUGGUAAAAAUGUAUAUUUCAUUAUUAAUAAUACAAUUUGUAAAGACAUACGAUUAUUUAUUCGUAUUCACAGGAAUAUCUAAAUUUGUAUAUUUUGUACACAAGUAUAUACGACAUUGCUGAGAGUUUUGUCCUCUUCGAUACUUCAAAAUAUUGAACUAUCUAUAAGCAGUUUUUCAAAUAAUCAUCGGUAGGUUCAUAUUUUAUUAUUAUUACGUUUUCUCAUUCAAUUUACAGAUAUAUUUAUUUGCUUGAUACACUAAAUGUUACUGCGCAUUUCGAUGCUCAUUGUUUGAUGGAUAUUGUCGAGACAAAUUCAUAAUACAACUUCCCAUACUUGAAGUAUUUUUCCGUUUCAUUUUCAUCUAAAAAUCCCCGGAUGGGGAUUUUUAGAUGAAAUAUUGGGCUCGAAAAUUCCACAACGCUCACUGAGAUUUCCCACAGUUUUUUGAACGUUUGAAAGAAGAUUUAUAAAUUUGCCCCGUUGAGAAUAAUCUAUUCAUUUCACAUAACAGUAAAAUCAUUGUACUGUUAUCUUAAAUAACUGACACUUAUAUUUUAAUGACUUUUGCAUUGUGAUUCUACGUUGCGUUUGUACACAAAUUUUCUAUAGAAAAAUUAUAUGCAAAGCGACCUUAAGAGCACUCAGAGUUCCUAGCGCUUAUACAGGAAAAAAUGUAGCAUCAAAGUACAUUGAAGCUUUGAUAUAAAAAUUGUAUUUUAUUACCGUUUAAAAUGAAAUGAAGGUCUGCAAAAAUUGAGUCGGUGAUUUGUAGCUGUUUUCAUAGAGCAGUGGAAUUUCGAAUGCGAUUUUAUUUCGCGAACGCUUGGAAUUGUAUUGUCAUAUGAUUACAUUUUUUACAAUUUGUAAAAUGAAAAAAUAUACGUCUGGAGGCCUCAAAA
Molecule: messenger RNA, 2804 nt
Organism: Venturia canescens
Lineage: Eukaryota; Metazoa; Arthropoda; Insecta; Hymenoptera; Ichneumonidae
Product: DNA-directed primase/polymerase protein-like
Exons: 3
Coding region: 522-1883 (453 amino acids)
Biological process (GO): mitochondrial DNA replication; response to UV; error-prone translesion synthesis
Cellular component (GO): mitochondrial matrix; nucleus
Molecular function (GO): chromatin binding; DNA-directed DNA polymerase activity
Source: RefSeq, a predicted model, not a curated record